This is a messenger RNA of Sorex fumeus (smoky shrew), 1154 nucleotides long. RefSeq names its product transmembrane protein 120B (gene TMEM120B). Gene Ontology annotation, cellular component: nuclear inner membrane. The transcript has 12 exons. Gene Ontology annotation, biological process: fat cell differentiation. The coding region runs from base 103 to 1122 and encodes 339 amino acids. Lineage: Eukaryota; Metazoa; Chordata; Mammalia; Eulipotyphla; Soricidae. The record is from RefSeq and is a predicted model, not a curated record.
CGUCACCGCGCGCGUGGCCGGGCUGCGCAGGGGCCGCGGGCGGCGGGCGCGCGGGCGUGGGGAGCUGCUGGCCGGCCGCGCCGCCGCCCGCGCCGCGGCACCAUGUCGGGACAGCUGGAGCGCUGCGAGCGCGAGUGGCACGAGCUGGAGGGCGCGUUCCAGGAGCUGCAGGAAACGCACCGGAUCUACAAGCAGAAGCUGGAGGAGCUGACGGCCCUGCAGACGCUGUGCAGCGGCUCCAUCUACAAGCAGAAGUUGCGGCUGAAGGAUUUGAAGCGCUCGCUCCAGAGGUACAAGCGCCAUGGCAGCCGGGAGGAGGCCGAGCUGGCCCAGCAGAUGGGCACCAACAUCAAGGAGCGGCAGGACGCCUUCUUCGACAUGGAGGCCUACCUGCCCAAGAAGAACGGGCUCUACCUGAACCUCGUCCUUGGCAACGUGAACGUGACUCUCCUGAGCAACCAGGCCAAGUUUGCCUACAAGGACGAGUAUGAGAAGUUCAAGCUCUACCUGACCAUCAUCCUGCUGCUGGGGGCCGUGGCCUGUCGCUUUGUCCUUCACUACAGGGUGACGGAUGAAGUCUUUAACUUCCUGCUGGUGUGGUAUUACUGCACCCUGACCAUCCGGGAGAGCAUUCUCAUCAGCAACGGCUCAAGGAUUAAAGGCUGGUGGGUGUCUCACCACUACGUGUCCACGUUCCUGUCUGGCGUCAUGCUGACUUGGCCCAACGGACUCAUUUAUCAGAAAUUUCGCAACCAGUUUCUAGCUUUUUCCAUUUUUCAGAGCUGCGUCCAGUUCCUGCAGUACUAUUACCAGCGGGGCUGUCUCUACCGGCUGCGGGCGUUGGGGGAGAGGAACCACCUGGACCUCACGGUGGAGGGGUUCCAGUCGUGGAUGUGGCGAGGCCUCACCUUCCUCCUCCCGUUCCUCUUCUGCGGCCAUUUUUGGCAGCUCUACAAUGCCGUCACAUUGUUUGAACUUUCCAGCCAUGAGGAAUGCAAAGAGUGGCAGGUGUUCAUGCUGGCGCUCACCUUCCUCGUCCUCUUCCUCGGAAACUUCCUCACCACGCUCAGAGUGGUGCAUGCCAAGCUCCAGAAGAACAAAAGCAAAGCCAAGAAGCCCUGAGCCGGCCCUGGGGCCGCGGGCUUCCUCAGGAC